UACCUUUUCUUCAUAUGUACAAAGUUUUGGUCAGUUUGGACUUUGUGCACACAAGACUUAGGCAUGUUAGUCAUAAAUGGUUACACCAAACGAAAGCAAAAGUCGUAUCUGCUAAACCACUCAACAGAAACAUUCUUUUGAUAACUUUUUCCCAAGCAUGGUCUAGUGCUGACAUGUGCGGUGUGCGGCAAUGAUCUGAGGAACAGCCUGGGAGGGGUUUUUGACAAAACAGAAUAGUGAUGUUAUUUUACAGAUAAACAUAGAAAUGCUUAACAUGUAUUAGGAUUCAGAAGAAAGGAUAUGUUAGUGGAUUUGUUAGAAAGCCCACCAAAGGAAAUUCACACCAAUUUCAAAAUGCAUGAAUCAUCCAGUAAUAACAUUAUUAAGGAACAUGAGUUGCAGCGCCCACUAUAGGUGCAAUUUUAAUGCAUCUUGGCAGGCGUCUGCAGACUGUCAUGUGUAUUUUGUUGGGCUGGAAAAAAAUCGAAGGGUUCCAGAGUUUUUACCCAAAACUCAAUUUGCCCUAUUAUAGCGAAACCUAAUGUUGGACGGAUUCAUGUCUGUGUGCCAGAGAUGAUGAUUUGGGACCAAUCUGAUGUUUAGUUCUCACUGGUAGAGCUGCAGGCUGCAACAACAGCACUCUGUGCACUUGACAUUACAGCGUUUAGAGGAAAUUAUAGAUUUCACAGUCAAUUAAAUGUGGGGAAAUGAUCUCAGUUUCGGGUAAACAGAGAGUUACAGACAUUACAGCCGCUGCACUACUACAUAAAAAGCUAUUUUAUGGGCCAUUUGAAGGUUUUUAGCAAAGUAAAAUAAUCAAUUACAAAGGUAACAUGCGGAAAAAAAGACGAUUGUAUAAAAUUACAACUUGCCGACUUUCACUAUUUAACAGGGUUCAAACAGAUACUGUAAAAUGAAAUUCCAGGACUUUCAAGGACUUUUCAAGCACUACAUUUUUGAUUUUCAAGGACUUCAGUCAGAGAUCUCCCUCUUGAACAAUGACGUCUAUUUCAAAUUCUAAAAAAAGAGAAAUGGACAAACAAAAAUAUACUAAUUAAAAUUGCAAAAAUAAAGUGAAGCACAUGCAAAGAAUUACUACUAAAUUAUUUCAAAGUAUACUACAUUUUUACUAUAGUAAAGCCACAGUUAAUUUCCUAAGGGAUUUGUAUUUGUGUACACUUUUUCUUUUUUCUUUUUUGUACUGCCUUUAUGAGAAACUAAGAAAAACAAAAAAAUCAGAAAAAAAGAUUUUCAGAAAUCCCAAUCUGAAUCAAAUGAUUCGCGAUACGCUCCGAAGUUUUGAUCUAAAGCAAAAGAUUUGUGAACCUGCUACGAAUUUCCGAUCUAAAUCAAAUUAUUCAAGAAUCAUCAUUCCAGAUCAGGACGUGGAGUGGGGAUCACUGAUCAUUUGACUUAGACUGAGUCACGAGUAUAAACCGAUCGGAGCAGUUCCAGCACAAAUGACUUGAUUGAUUUGGUUCAUCUGUUCCUCUUUUCACAACUUCAGCCAAGUUUACAUGACACUGUCAGUACACUGUAAAAAAUAAUAAAUAGUUAAGAAAACUUAAAAAAGUAAGGCAACUUGAUGCAGUAAGACGUUCGAGUUCUCUCAGCAAUCAAGUUUUUCUCACUAAAGAUACUUUGUUUAGCCAGCAUAAAUUUGUUUGUUCAUGCAAUGCUGAUUGUCUUAUUUUGCUAAUAGAAAAAGCCUUGUCACAGCAACUGCAACAACAAUUACUGUCGUUGAGGUGUUGACGCAAUAGUCUGAUGCGUGCAAAGUUGCAUGAAUACACCCAGAAAGGCCUGAUGGUGUUACAAACAAUAACUGAAGUUUAUUGAAUAAUCUAAAUGUGCACGGUCAAGAAAUUGCGUGCUCUCGCACCAGCGCCCGCAUCCUGUUAGGGGUGACAUUUCCUUUUAAACAUUUUUCCCCUUUUUUCCACACUGUGACGAGUCGGCUGCCUCCCCCCUAAUUGUCAGCUGCACCCCGUCGGUAAUCGCCGCCCUUCACCAGGCUCCCGACGGGAGUGGGCGUGUGGGAGGAGGAGGGGCGCUGAAACAUCCAGGUCUGGCGGCGUGUGAUGAGGCACACCUGAUGUGAAUGAAGCCUCAUCACCGCCGCUGUUAAAAUGCCGAGCGCGCCUCUCCUCAGGAGACCGGUCUCUUCCCCGUGCAUGCACGCUGGUGUCCUCGUGGGUCCAGGAAGGGUGCGUCGAGGGUCGAGCGCCGCCGAUACGAGGGACGAGCUGCCGAACCCGUGGUCCGGUUGCGAGCCGCAUAGAAUGGCUGCGGGCCAGGAUGCCGGGCCUUUCACCCGCCGAGGACGUACCGCCGCUAAGGAAUGGAUGAAGCCGCUAAAGGAAGCCGCUACCCGUCAUAUUGCUGCGGACCCCUCCGGGGAGCAAGUGCGGCCGCCGGACUCCGCCCCUUACCUGGACCCUUCCCUUCGGAACACUACCCCUCCUUCACGGAACCCCGUCACGUCGAGGACACCAGAUCCCCCUGUUUAUUUUGGACACUUUUAUUUCCCCUUUUGAACACUUUCUGUUUAUUGUUUAAUAAAAGCCUCUCCGAGGCCUGACGUCACGCCCACUGUGUCUCUCGCUUUGCUCCGCCCCCCCGUGACAACACCUAUAGAGGGCACACACUUAGAGAAAUAAACAGCAUUAACAAUAUAGCAACAAAAUGAUAUUCAAAUAAACAUAUAGAAAAAUUAAGAGACAAUAAUAAGUAUGACUCUUACAGGACCGUUAUGGAAACCUUAACAGAUAACUUUGUCUAAUAUAUAGACAACAUUGUCUUUAUUUGUAAAACAUCUCUAGACUAAGAUAUCCGGCAAACAGAUAGAAGUGGUUAAACAUAAACUAGACACACAAACUCAACAACGGUUGCAAUCAACAAAUGUUAAAAAGAUGGGCUCUUUACAUCACAACAACAAAAAGUUUAAAUGAAAUCAGCAAACAGCAAAACAAUAAUCCUGUAACAGUAACUGCAUAAUUUAUUCAUGCUGCAAUGCAUGCUGGGAACUUACAAAGCCUUAACAUUUCAACAAUAUAAAAUUCUUUGUUCAUUUUGUUCAGACAACUGUGUUUAACUAGUUGGGACAACAUUUGGGGAAAUUUUGUUCGUCUGACAAGGGCUUUUAUGUUGUUUCAAGAAAAGAGCAUUUGAGACUCAAAAUGUUUCAGAAACUGGAAAAUAAGCAUUUGCAUUUUUUACAGUGUACUACUACUUGCUUAGAUCGAUUGUUUUCUGUCAUAUUAAUAUGCGGGGCAUUGAAACUGCUUUUGCACGACUGCAUUUUACUUUUACGCACGUGCUCUGUGUAUACUAGAGUGGUACUUUACACAUAUUUUACAAGGUUAGAUCCUUGUCAGUGGUGCUCAGGAUCUGCAAAUCAUUCACCAUCGUCCUCAGUCAUCUCUCCUUACUCUGUUUAUGUGGAAAGUCAAAUUAUAUGUACUGUAAUGUAACAGACUACUGCUAGCAAGCAGCUGACCAUGUUAUUUUAUUAGAACGCAUUAUUCGUUUUCCGUGCCUUUCUGAAUAAGUUUUGUUUUUAAGGGUUUCCCAAGCCUUAAAUUUCAAAAAGUCAAAUUCAAGCACUUUAAGCACCUUGUACGAACCCCGAGUUAAACUUUUCUAAAGGUAUGCCAACGUGGCUUUGUGUUCACUAGUUUAUCCAACAGAUCCAAACAAAACAGACUCUUGACUCUUGACUCCUCACUUACCCGCAGUAUCAAAGAUGGGAAGCAUUUCGCAUCGCAACCAGGAAGACGCUCUGGAAUCUGCCGACUCUACGGUGUGGUUUCGCAGCUACCUCCACGGAGGGACGUCGAGCCUCAUUUCCACCCUGACCACCGUCAUCACCUUCCCUCUGUACAAGACCGUCUUCCGCCAGCAGCUGCACAGCACCUUAGUGCGAGAAGCGGUGGCCCAGUUACGCAAGGAAGGUCUGGCAAAACUGUACCGCGGUGUCGUACCGCCCUUACUGAUGAGGUCCCUGAACGGGACGCUCCUGUUCGGCCUCCAGGACACUUUCCUGCAGCAGCUUUCGCUGUGGGACACGUCUCCUGUUCCCAGCGGUGCUCUUCCUGCUCUGGCAGGUUUGGGUGCAGGCGUCGUGGAGGCCGUGCUCUUUACCCCGUUCGAGCGCGUGCAGAACGUCCUGCAGAACAGCAAGAAUGACUCCAGCCUUCCUACUUUAAGAAGCAUAUUGCGCAAGCUAGCUUCAAGUCCGUUAGCCUCAGGAUACUACACUGCCUUUUUGCCUAUACUUGUCCGUAAUGCCUUGGGGAGCAGCCUGUAUUUUGGCCUGAAAAACCCCAUGUCUGACACUCUCAGGGCUUUUGGUUGUUCUCCUGUAGCGUCCUCCUUUAUUACUGGUGUUUUAAACUCAAUGGUGAUCAGUCUGCCCCUCUACCCUCUUUCUGUGCUGGUGGCCAACAUGCAGGCCCAAGUGGACGGAGGAGUCAGAGGAGUUAAAGACAGCUGGCAGCAGCUUUGGGCGGCCCGUCAGCGCAGGCUGGUUCUCCUGUACCGUGGAGGAUCUCUGGUCAUCUUCCGCUCCUGCGUCACCUGGGGAAUCACUACCGCUAUAUACGACCAGCUGAAGAGGCACUCGAGAUGAUCACCAAAACCUCCAGAACGUCUCAGGUUGAUAUUCAAUGCUGUUUUAUAACAAUCUUGAUAGAUUUCAGUUUUGCAGGGAUGUCAUUUACAGUAUCUCCAACCUGCUGAAGUAUUCACUGGUGCAAUAAUGAUGCAAGAGCUAACAUGUAUUCUGUAUUAAGGAAUGAACCUGUACAGUUGUUCUGUUCUAUUAAAAUGUGAAACAAUCCAUGUGCAAUUCAGAGAAAAGGCCUGAUUUGGUUCUUUUUCCACUCAGCUAAAGCUUGUGAAGCCUUCUGUCCAUUUUGUUUGGAGCUGUUCUUACUGUUUUUAAUUAAUAAAAAUGAGAAAUAUUUCACUUAAAGGUCAAAAAAUGAAA
This is a messenger RNA of Labeo rohita (rohu), 4990 nucleotides long. Its product is annotated as solute carrier family 25 member 53. The transcript is spliced from 2 exons. The coding region runs from base 3746 to 4630 and encodes 294 amino acids. The record is from RefSeq and is a predicted model, not a curated record. Lineage: Eukaryota; Metazoa; Chordata; Actinopteri; Cypriniformes; Cyprinidae.